AUGACUCUCUCUCAGCCAGGGUCCGCAGAGAAACCCAUUCGGAAAAUUGACAUUGCUCAGGUUUCCCUCAGUCUGCAAGAUCGAUUGGGCCUCGCCAAACUCAAGUAUCAGCAUGGUCGACUACAUGGCCUGAACCUGAACCAGCAGGAGGGCAAGGCUACCCUCGACGACAAGCCCUCCGAUUCCUCCUCCGAGUUCUCGCGCAGCCGCUGCGAGACCCCCUUCACCUCCCCUCCCCUCCGGGCCUCCACCUACUCCAAGGAGCUUCCUCGAUCCGCCCGCAAUAAACAUGCAGCCACCUUCAACUCGCGAGUCAUGCAGCCCAUGCUCUCUGCGAGUCGCAAGCGCCUUCGUUCGGAUUCCGACUCGGAGCGUCCCGCCAAGGCUGCCCGGACCUCAUGGAAGAGUUCUUACCGGCUGCCCGAAUCCUCGCCCGGCAUGAACAGGCACCACACCAAUCGACGCACCCAGGCAUCCUUCAUGUCGGAGGCCACCAUCCCGGAACUCUCAUCCCCUGUCUACCACAGACGGUCUGAAGAAAUCGAUCCCGACCUCCCACUGCACAGCUUCCAGAACGUGAGCUCCAUGGUGGGCUCCUCCCCUCCCCGGACCCCUCCUCCCAAACACAUGCGCCUGCCCCAGCAGGGCCAACCCCAAACGAAUGAAGACGGGGCCGAUCUGCUGUUGUACCUGGCCAACUCCCCUACCCCUGCUCGAGUAGCAAGGGGUCACGGAAAUAUCGCCUUCCCACCUUCCACUCCGCCCAGCCAGCAUGCCGUGCUGCCGGGCAUGACUCCCACCCUCGGCGGGGGCAUGUUUGCCAACAUGAGCACUCCCAACCAGCAAUUCAACUUCGCCGAUUUCGUGAACGUGACCCCCAGUCCCGCGCAGCCGGCCUGGGGUGGUCGCACCCCGGGUAAUCCCACCCGCACUCCACUUGCCAACACCGAGGCCAGGAAGCGUUUGAACUUCGAUGCAUUGGUCCCUCCAGGCUCCUCCAACACUCGACUCCGUGGCAAGGAAGCCGGGCUAGCCCUACAGCUUGGUGGUGAGCUACGCCCUUGA
Penicillium brevicompactum is the source of this 1065-nucleotide messenger RNA. RefSeq lists its product as uncharacterized. The record is from RefSeq and is a predicted model, not a curated record. Lineage: Eukaryota; Fungi; Ascomycota; Eurotiomycetes; Eurotiales; Aspergillaceae. The transcript has 2 exons. Bases 1 to 1065 code for a protein of 354 amino acids.